CUGUCAUCUACAAAAAAAAAAACGAAUGUCGUUUGCACGAAGAAGAAACCUUGCAUUUAUUUUUCUUACCAAAAAUCUUAAAUAAAAUCUGAAAAUUAUGGCUUCUGCUGCUGCUGUUCGCACUAAUUGGACACCCGACAAAAAACAUAGCGACAUGGAAAGGUGGAUUUGUGUCUACCCAGGCUACAUCAAUAGCAAAAAAUCACGUCAAGAGGGUCGUCGUCUACCCAAAGACCAAUGCAUUGAAAAUCCAACUUACUUAGAAAUCCGUGAUGUCCUUUCGGUCACCAAUUUGAGAUGUGCUGUAGAAAAUAAAGAAUAUUCACGUGAAAAAAGCAGGGAAUUGCAAUUCCGUGGACGUAUUCGCAUUCAAAUGCGUAACAAUGACGGAACACCCUGUAAUCCCGAAUUGGCAACAAGAGACAGUCUUUUACAAUUCAUUGCCACUAAAAUUCCUCAAUUAAAAUCAAGACAAAACAAAUCUGGAGACUCAUUUCAGUCUUCCUCUGCUCCAGCCGCAUCCCAGGCUCAUCAUUCCGGCGGAGGCGGCGGCGGUGGACACAAAAAGGGCAAAGGCAAGAGACGAUAGAUUUGUACAAAAUGGCAAUAAAGUUUAUUAUUUGAUUUUUUUAAAUUCUACAAUAAAUAAAGUUUUUAAACAAAAUACA
Molecule: messenger RNA, 668 nt
Organism: Episyrphus balteatus (marmalade hoverfly)
Lineage: Eukaryota; Metazoa; Arthropoda; Insecta; Diptera; Syrphidae
Gene: Srp19
Product: signal recognition particle 19 kDa protein
Exons: 2
Coding region: 98-589 (163 amino acids)
Biological process (GO): SRP-dependent cotranslational protein targeting to membrane, signal sequence recognition; SRP-dependent cotranslational protein targeting to membrane
Cellular component (GO): signal recognition particle, endoplasmic reticulum targeting
Molecular function (GO): 7S RNA binding
Source: RefSeq, a predicted model, not a curated record